This is a messenger RNA of Anneissia japonica, 2682 nucleotides long. Its product is annotated as tetraspanin-9-like. The record is from RefSeq and is a predicted model, not a curated record. Bases 183 to 920 code for a protein of 245 amino acids. NCBI's taxonomy places the organism in Eukaryota, Metazoa, Echinodermata, Crinoidea, Comatulida, Comatulidae. The transcript is spliced from 8 exons. Gene Ontology annotation, cellular component: membrane.
UCACGCUUGAGCUGUGACCAUUAAGAGCUGCUGAACGUCAACGAAUAGAAACAAAUUUCAGUGCAGCUAAAACUUACUGCAAAGCCACACCCCAGCCACUAGUGCAAAGAAUAGCAGUGCAAUCACAUUGUAGCUUAUAACAAGGAUUAUUUUAGAAACAUCAGAAGAAAUAAAGAAUAAGAAUGGCUGUAGAAGGUUGUGGAAAGUGUAUUAAGUAUCUUGUCUUCAUAUUUAAUUUGUUGUUCUUCUUUUCUGGCAUCGGUAUCUUAGCAGGGGGCGCUUACCUAGCUAGUCAACAGGGAGGGUAUGGCACCCUGCUCCCCAGUAUUCCCGUGGCCAGUGCAGCAAAUCUUCUUAUCGCUACCGGAGUCAUCGUUCUAAUCGUCUCCUUCUUUGGAUGUCUCGGAGCCUACAAAGAAAACCCAUGCCUUCUGAUGACGUUCUUCCUGUUCCUGCUCCUUAUCUUUAUUCUGGAGCUUGCAGCAGGUAUUGUUGGUUUCAUUUACCGUAGCGAUAUUGAAGAUUACGUGACUAAAGAUUUGAUGGCAGGUCUGUCAAACUAUAACAGAACAAACGAAGGAGGACUUACUGAUGCCUGGGACUUGUUGCAAAAACAAGAGAUGUGCUGUGGUGUCAGCAACUACACUGACUGGAAUGUAACCAUGUUGUAUGGCAACAUGAACAGUGUUCCAGCAAGUUGUUGUAAGGGUGACGAUAUGAGUGCGGACUGUGGAGAUGGUGUUUUAAGUAUACCUAAUCCUAGUGUUUAUACAACUGGCUGCAAACAAGCUUUGAAGGAUGAUUUCGACAAAUAUUUGUUCCAGAUCGGUGCUCUUGGUAUUGCAAUUGGUCUUUUCCAAAUAGUCGGCCUAGCCCUCUCACUAAUCCUGUACUACCAAGUGAAGGGAGCGGAACAGUAGUCAGUCAUUCAACUCAUUUCAUACUAUUCUUGGCAUGGUGUUUGCCAUGGUUCUCUACACACAAAUACGAAAUCAAGGCGAAUUUGCAUAAACAAAACCGGAAUCUCUCCAUCUUCUGCACUAGUAAUCGGGACAACUUGCAACUUUAAUCCGAAAGCCAACUAAUAACCGCAAAAAAAAUAAAAAGGAUUUCUACCGGGUGUCUUUGGUGUUCUAUUUACGUUUUGGAAAGUAACAUUUUUAUAAGGUUGCAGGAAUGGGGAUAUGUGUGUGUGAGAUAGGUAACAGGGUAGGGUAUGCGUUUCUCGGUGGACAUUAACAUUGAAGUAGGUAGGGUACAAUCGGUACAACUGUAUAUUAACCAUCUACUGCUGAAGUUUAACUAACAUCUAAAUUUACAAUUCCUGCUUUUUUAACAACUGAGUUAACCAUAGUUUAUAACUAUCUUUUGCUUUAUUGAUAUACUGUAAGUAAACUAUCAAAUUGUGAGGGCGCCCUUUCAUAUUUUUUUCUUACAGCUUGUUGGAAUGUUUUUCAGUUGUAUUUUGUAUCUGCAAACUAGGAAGUAAAAUGUCUCACAACUCACAACAAGUUAAUAGUAUUCAUCUCUUGGAUAGCUUGCCUGAACUUGCCUUAACUGGGCUUGGAACAAUUUUAUUUGUUUUUAAGAAUAUAAAAACAUGUUUGUAAUCUUAGUUUAGCUGUGAUGAGAUUAUGUUAUUACAGAUUUUGCAUGCCGUAGGUUUGUCUUCCGAUGUAGAUUUUAGAAAAUAUAACGAACAAAAUUCCAUUCAGAGGUGCAGGGUUGGCUGUAAAUAAGGUUUCUUUGAAACUCUAUGCCCGUCUUAAAAAGAAAAAAAAAGUUUUUUAGCUUUUGUUUUUACAAACAUUGUCAUCUAUUUUAUAGAUAGAAUAAAUAACUUUUCCAUUCUACUAGAUUUCUAGUUUAUUUUUUACUAUUUUCUAAUACUGUACAUGUUUAUGAAAUCAAAUCAUGUAAAUUUUUAAAUUCUUGUACCUUGUUCAACAAAACUACUGACAAUAUCUGUCUUAAUUUUAUACAUCUAUAUUAUUUAUUUGUUAGUGCUUUUUUCUUCUUUUUCAGAAAUGUACAAAACUUUAUAUAUAACAUCAAACUAUUUUAUUUCAGUAGUAUUGAUAUGACUGAAGACAGUUAAAUGUUUUUUUUUUUUGGUUUUUUUUUAAUGUCUGAUUUUGUACAUUUGAGUGUUUGUACAGUUUGGGAAGAAGAUACAGCAUAUUAGUUUCAAUAGAAUUUUAAUUUCAAAUGUAAAUAUUAACAUUGUUAUGUAGGAUUGUGACAUUGAAUAAGCUGGUUCAAUCGGAGGACAUUAGCUCUGAGUGAAUGAACUUCCCUAACUCAACUACAAACAUCGGCUUGCGUUCAUUUUAUAUAUAUAUUUCAUAUCCAUUGUUUGUGAUGUCUCUAUUAGAGAGAAUUUAAUACAUGUUAGAAGCAAAGAGAGAGGGGCAUUUUGAGGACUACGCCAAGACAACAUCAAACAUGAACAUGUUACCAACGCAUCCCACAAUGCAUCUGAAAAGAUCAACCAAUGAAAGCAAUGGAAUUACAUCUUUAUAAUAGCACAAUGUCUGCUUUAAGAAUCCCAAUACAGAUUGGUUUUGGUAAUAUGUUUGAAACCUUUCUCUUUGCUUUAAACAUUCCCAAGUAUCUGUAAGCCUUUACAUCAGAAAAUUGGUCAUUAUUCAGAAAUGAUAAUAAAGAAAACAUAGACAUUUA